Messenger RNA from Exophiala aquamarina CBS 119918, 5694 nucleotides. Its product is annotated as E3 ubiquitin-protein ligase TRIP12. Gene Ontology annotation, biological process: protein polyubiquitination; proteasome-mediated ubiquitin-dependent protein catabolic process. NCBI's taxonomy places the organism in Eukaryota, Fungi, Ascomycota, Eurotiomycetes, Chaetothyriales, Herpotrichiellaceae. The transcript is spliced from 2 exons. Gene Ontology annotation, cellular component: nuclear speck. Gene Ontology annotation, molecular function: ubiquitin protein ligase activity. Bases 1 to 5694 code for a protein of 1897 amino acids. The record is from RefSeq and is a predicted model, not a curated record.
AUGUCCCGCAGAGUCACUCGUUCUUCUGCGAGGCUCGCUGCAGAGUCUGGCGCCCCGUCUACCACACUCUCACCCGACUCCGAUCCCUCCCCUACGUCGCUCCCUCCCUCAGGCUUGUCCAAGAAGCGAAAGGCUCCUGGCCGUCGACCUUCCAGUCCUGUCGAUCCCCUGCAAGAUUCGUCCCCCUCGUCUGCUCCACCGCGGGGAAAGAGGCAGAAGGUCGUUGAGCCUCCACAACCUCAAGCCCCCUCCUUGCAGCCCUCUCGCACAAGCAGGAGUAAGACUUCUAGCACUGCUACGGCAAUGUCGAACAAUGCGUGGGCUUCUCCUUCAACUGUGAGUCAGGACAAAUCCGCUGAAAAACUCAGGUCAUCCUCUCGGUAUACAGACGAAGCAUCCAAACAGUUGACUUCAAAGUCCAACUCUAGACGUCCUUCGAGCAGCAAUAACAAGAAAGCUCGACCAGAUCUAUCUCCUCCAUCGCAGCAGACCACCUCUUCCCGUCGACCAAAGAAGCGCCCAAUCAAGAAGGACAACGAUGUCAUCAUGAAGGAUGAUGAAGAUCCUGAUCACAGACCUUCAAGACGAGAAAAGGAGUCUAGUCCGCCUCCCAACCAAUCCAAUAGCGAUAGCAACGACGGUGACAACCACAGCGACAUGGACGACGAUGAUGGGCAUGACCCUUUCGCUGCGGCACUCUUUGGUGUUGGUCGUGGCGGUCCCUCUUCGGGCCUGUCAAGUACGCUUCGAGCUCUGAGUGGAAUGAUGAGCGGCAUGUCAUCAAGACUAAGGGAAAUCUUGAGCAAUCUCCGUCAGGUGGACAACCCGACAAUGCAGAUGUUGGCGCUUGAGGAGCUUUCCAAUUUGUUGUUGGUCUCUAAUGAAGACAAUCUCUCGGGCCAAUUUUCGCCAGACCCUUACGUCAAAGAGUUAGUCAGUUUGAUGCAACCAAAUCCCAUCACAGGCGAAGAAAACCCUGAAAUGAUGCUCCUGGCAUGUCGUUGUAUUGCAAAUCUAAUGGAAGCUCUUCGAGGCUCUGUUGCAAAUGUGGUUUAUGGUGGAGCUGUACCGGUCCUUUGUCAGAAAUUGCUUGAUAUCCAGUACAUCGAUGUUGCUGAGCAGGCCUUGAGCACGUUGUCCAAAGUCUCAAUCGACUUCCCUGGUUCCAUUGUCCGCGAAGGCGGCUUGACCGCUUGUCUGCAAUUCCUUGACUUCUUUGCAACAGGUACACAGCGAACUGCCGUUACUACCGCAGCGAAUUGCUGUCGUAACAUUCCCCACGAUUCAUUCCCGGUCAUCCGAGACGUCAUGCCGAUUCUAUUGAACGUCCUAGCCAGUCAUGACCAGAAAGUCGUUGAGCAGGGCUGUCUUUGUGUCACACGAGUCAUCGACAGUUUCAAACACAGUCCUCACAAGCUUGAGCAACUGGUUGAUGCAUCGCUGCUUCGGGCCAUUCUGGGCCUCCUGCUCCCUGGUACCACGAAUUUGAUUGGUGCAAACAUCCAUACCGAAUUCUUACGCGUCCUGGCCAUUGUUGCCCGCUCCAGCCCCCGCUUGUCAGCAGAACUGCUCAAGAUGAAUGUCGUUGACACUCUAUACCAAAUCCUUACUGGUGUUUCCCCGCCCUCCGAAACUUCAGAUGCUGCCUCAAGAAUUGACAGCGUCGUGAUCAUGCAAGCCUUGAUCCAUCGACCUCGGGAACAAAUCUAUGAAACUCUCAACGUCAUCUGCGAAUUACUCCCUCGUCCCAAGAUGGGUCAUGAUCUUGAUGCUGAAGUUUAUCAAGAUAUGGACGAGGAACUGUCAGAUAGUGCUCACGAUUCUACAGCUGAUAAGCCCUCCCGACUGGAGACAAGACUUCAACUACUGGAAACUUGCAAGCAAGAAACGCGCCGAUUUGCAAUGAUUCUUUUACCAACUCUGACAGACGCUUAUUCUAGUACCGUCAACCUCAGUGUGCGGCAAAAGGUUUUGAUUGCUCAACUUAAGAUCCUGUCCAAUCUCGAGACAACUGUUAUCGAAGAGGCUCUCCGGCCAGUGCCCUAUGCAUCAUUUCUUGCUUCAAUUCUCUCCCAGGAGGACCACCCGAGCCUCGUAAUGUUUGCCUUGGAAGCAUCAGAACUUCUCUUCGAGCGACUUGAAGAUAUUUAUCAGUAUCAAUUCCAUCGGGAAGGUGUUAUUGGAGAGAUUAAGAAACUUGCCGAUCGCCCCCUUGAACGUAAUAGAAAAGGCUCCUCUGGGCAUGAGCGCUCCAGUGGAAAUAGCCAGUAUGCGGCAGGGCCUUCCACGACAGACAUUCUCCCACUUGGUCACUCCAAGCCACAAGACGCUCGCGCAGAAGAGGAUGAUAAUGAUCAUAGUGACGAAGACAAUGAGGAGGACGAUGAUGACGGUGACGACGAUCCAGAGGACGAUGAUGAAGACGAUGAAGACGAUGAAGAUGAAGAAGAUCUUGCGAUUCGACACGAUCAUGACCUCGAUGAUUCGCAGAGUUCAGGCUCCUCCGACGAAGAAAUGCCAUCUCCUCUAGCCAUUGCCGGUAUUGCCGACUUGGUCGUUUUGCGGGCUAAGAAAUUCCUCGACAAACACGACACAAGAAGGGGCAAAGAACUGAAAGCCAAGGCAGCAAGUAUUCGUAAUAAUCUCCACAAGCUUGCCGGCGAUAUCGAAAACUUUUAUGCUGCCCCGAUUGAUUUCGAAACGGAGAGUUCAUUGUUCAGUGGUCUUGCAAGAUAUUUCGAUGGGGAUGCUUUAGAAAGCAUAACAAGCUCGGAGUUACUAGACUCCGGAGUGAUUCGCGCCCUGUUAAAAGUUCUGUGUGACGACCCCCAUCCGGCAUCCAGUUCCGCACGAGCAGACUUCGUGCUGUCUUUCAUGGGUUCUAUUAACAAAUCAAACAUCAAGACAGCAUCAAAAUCUUCAAAUCCCACGUCGCUGAGCGUUUUGAUUCAGAAACUUCAAGACUUGCUGAGUCGAGCUGAACAUUUCGAGGUUUUGACGGUUAACAACAAUGCCGCAGAAAGUACCAGAAGUAGUUCCACUUCCAUGCUCUCACGCCAAAUUCGACUUAGGCUCUCAGCAGACAGCGAUAGUGACAUUCCAUCAACCUACCGUGAGAUGAUAGUUUCGAUCCACGCAAUAGCGACCUUCAAAGCUCUAGAUGAUUAUUUGCGCCCUCGCUUCAGCUCCUCCGACCGUCCUGCCUCGGCUCAGAGACGUCGAGACAUGUUGCAACAAAUAGCAAAUGCUCGGCUGGCUCAUCUCUCUGGAGCGGCUGAAUCGGGCCUCUUUUCACCGUUUGGUCACGAGCUUGGAUCGCCCGCGGCCCCUCCACCUGCUGCUGCAGCAUUAAGCUCUGAAUCUCGUCUCUCAUCUCGCAAUAAGCAGCGGUCUGAAGCGAAGCAAGGCACAGCAGACAAGAGUGAAGGAGGAAGAGUCGAACCAAAACGUUCGAGUCGACGGACACAGGCAUCUUCAUCAAGACCACCACGACCUGCUCCCGAGCCUAGUACUGAAGCCGCUACCAACACGCUUGAAUGCGCAGAUGAGAAGACUCUAGAUGAUGAACAUGCUCCAGAAACAGAGGCUGAUGGCACUUUGGAAGCGUUCGUCGACGGCAUCGAGGAGGAUAUGUCUGAGGAAGAUAUGCCAGAACCAGGGGCCAUCAAUAUGGAGGUGGGUUCUACAGGCAAGGUUACCGCUCGUCAAGACGAUGGUACUAGGGUUUUCACUCCUCAACCGGGCACACCCGUACCAGGUGGUACUCGGCCACCUUCCUCAGAUCAAUCGCCAGGUCCAUCUCCUGCAAGUACCUCCACAACCGGCCCUAGACCCUCCUAUGCAUCGGCAUUGUCAUCAACACCUCAAGAUUGGCAUAUCGAGUUCAGCAUUGACGGUAAAGUCAUCCCUAACAAUACCACCAUUUAUCGUGCUGUUCAUCAUAACCGUGACCAGCCUCAAGACUCUUCGUCAAGAAGUGUGUGGUCGGGUGUUCAUACCAUCAAAUUUCGCAAAGUCCGAGGUCCACCCCCCAAGACCUCUGCCCUUCCCGUUUGGAACGGAUCAGAGAACAAGGCCGAGUCCAGUGAUGGUCUUCCAGCGUCGUUGAAUGGCCACCCGGUGACGUCCUCUAUUCUUGCCCUGCUACGAAUUCUUCACGAGCUAAAUGGAAAUCUCGAUGAUGUACGUGAAAGUACCGGCCAACCUAAUCUAAUGUUGCAUGCAGAACCGCUCGCGUCCUUUAUCAACACUAAGUUGACGGCCAAGAUGAACCGUCAAUUGGAAGAGCCCUUGAUCGUCGCUAGUAACUGCUUGCCGGACUGGAGUGAAGAUCUUGCAAGAACAUUCCCAUUCCUUUUUCCCUUCGAAACGAGACACUUGUUCUUGCAAUCAACCUCAUUUGGUUAUUCACGUUCGAUGAUUCGCUGGCAGAACAGCCAAUCUGAAAACGAAGAUCGUCGUGACCGUCGGAGAGAUGAUCGACCAAUUAUGGGACGCCCACAGCGCCAGAAGGUUCGCAUUUCUCGACACCGCAUUCUGGAGUCCGCCAUGAAAGUGAUGGAUAUGUACGGUGCAUCCCCAAGUGUUUUAGAAGUCGAGUAUUUUGAAGAAGUUGGCACAGGAUUGGGACCUACGCUUGAGUUCUACUCCAAUGUCUCGAAAGAAUUUUGCAAGAAGAAACUCAAGAUGUGGCGCGAAAACGACUCUGGCGACAACGAUCAAUUUGCUUUUGGCAAGAAUGGGCUCUUUCCCGCGCCCUUGAGUACAGCUGAAAGUCGCAGUGAAGCCGGCAAGAAACUGAUGCUCCUUUUCAAAACACUGGGCAAAUUUGUCGCACGCUCGAUGCUUGACUCGAGAAUCAUAGAUGUCUCAUUCAGCCCGACAUUUUUCAAGGUUGGGGAAAAUUCAGCCGCGCCAUCUCUCGGUUUACUACGAACGAUUGAUCACGAUCUUGCCAACUCCUUGUCGCAGUUGCAGCAAUUUGUCAAAGCUAAAAUCAAAAUCGAAACUGACUCAACAAUGACACAUUCUGCAAAGGCGCAGGCCAUCAAUGACUUGACUAUCCGUGGUGCUCGAAUUGAAGACCUUAUGCUCGACUUCACAUUGCCAGGAUAUCCCGACAUCGAAUUAGCAGAGAAUGGCCAGGAAAUUCCUGUUACUAUGGACAAUGUUCAAGACUAUGUCGAUAAGGUUCUCGACUUGAGUCUCGGCAGUGGAGUGCGUCGACAGGUUGAAGCCUUCCAGACUGGCUUCUCUCAGGUCUUUGCGUACCCUACUCUUAAAGCUUUCACUCCAGACGAGUUGGUCAUGUUGUUUGGAAGAGUUAACGAGGAUUGGUCGAUUGAAACUUUGAUGGACUCCGUCAAGGCUGAUCAUGGUUUCAAUAUGGACAGCAAGAGUGUGAAGAAUCUUUUGCAGACCAUGUCCGAGCUGACGCCCGCUCAACGCCGAGAUUUCCUGCAAUUUGUAACUGGCAGUCCCAAAUUACCGAUAGGAGGGUUCAAGAGUCUCACGCCAAUGUUCACGGUGGUUUGCAAGCCUAGCGAGCCCCCUUACUCUUCCGACGACUAUCUGCCGAGUGUUAUGACUUGUGUCAAUUACUUGAAACUACCUGACUACUCAACACAAGCCAAGUUGAAGGAGCGAUUGUUUGUGGCUAUUCGCGAAGGACAGGGAGCAUUCCAUUUGUCCUGA